ACUAUGCACACAAUUCAAAAAAGCUUUUCUUCAAUAUAGGUUUAGAUCGAGUUUCUCAAGAAGCUAUCCGAGGAUAAUGGAAAUGAUAAGUGUUUGUGUAAUUAUUGGAGUUGUUUUAGGGGUUUGUUUGUUGGUGAGGAGACUCAAUGAAUUGUGGUAUUUGGUUAAGUUAGGAGGAAGAGCUUACAAGUCUCUUCCUCCUGGUGACUUGGGAUGGCCUGUUAUUGGCUAUUCCUUCUCCUCUUACAAAACAUUCAUAGUUCAAGAAGAUCCAAUCUCUUUUAUCCAAUCUCUUCACUCAAGAUAUGGAAAAGGGGGAAUGUAUAAAACUCACCUUUAUGGAAACCCAACAGUGAUUGUAACAAAUCCAGAAAUAUGUCGACGUAUAUACUUAGACGAAGCAAACUUCAAACAACAUUAUCCAAAGUCAGUGAAAAUCCUAGAAGGAUCAAGUGGUGAUUUCUCAAAUAUGGAUCACAAAAUUGCAUAUAAAGUAAUGGCAUCACCCAUGAAUGGGUAUGAGGUAUUAUCUAAUUAUGUGGAUUUCAUUGAGGAAGUAAUAGCAAAAGGGUUGGAGGAAUGGAGUAGCAUGAUGAGAGAGCCUAUUAAAUUGGUGGAUGAAAUUGGAAUUCUCUUUUUCAAAGUCAUUACAAAAAUUUUCUUAGGGUCUCAACUUGAUGCCAAAACCAUGGUUGAGCUUCAUACAUUGUACAAAGAAUUGAGUUUUGGAAUGGUCAUGUCCACUUUCCCUUAUGACUUCCCUGGAUUCACUUUUCACCAAUUACUCAAGGCAAGAAGGAAGAUAGAGAAUACAAUUCAAGGUGUGGUUGAGGAGAAAAUAAGAAGAUUUGAAAAUGAUAAAACAAGUGAAGUGCAAUGUCAAGUGGACAAAUUGGUUGUCGCCAUUAAUGAGAAUGGGGCAAAAUUAUAUAGUAACAAUUUCAUUAGAGAUUUGAUUCUUGGGAUAUUUUUUGCUGGCCAUAGUACUCCUGCCAUUGCUGCUUGUUGGGCUCUUCUACAUAUCUCACAAAACCCUCAUGUCUUCCAGAAGGCCAAGGAAGAGCAAGAGUCGAUCAUAAGACAAAGACCAUCUGUUCAAAAGGGCUUAACUCUUAACGAAAUCAAACAAAUGAAAUAUCUCACCAAGAUCAUUAACGAGGUUUUGAGAAGAAAUACCAUUACUGCCACGAAUUUUCGUGAAACAAAAACAGAUGUAAACAUCAAUGGUCACUUCAUUCCAAAAGGAUGGACAGUACAAAUUUGGAAUAUAGCUGUUCAUAUGGACCCUCAAAUUUAUUCAAAUCCACAAGAAUUUAAUCCUUCACGAUGGGAUAAUUAUACACCAAAACCAGGAGAAUUCAUCCCUUUUGGACUUGGAAGCAGGUUUUGUCCUGGAAGUGAACUUGCAAAGCUUGAGAUUACUAUUUUACUUCAUCAUUUCAUCCUCAAUUACAAAAUGGAGGGUGUCAACCUAGAAAGCAACAACAAUCAAAUGCCUUCCCCUCGGCCAGAAAAUUGCCUUUGCAAAAUUAUUAGGCUGUCAUAGUGUGAGAGAGAUUGAUGCAGUAGGAAUAAAUACACAAAUGGGAGUUAUAUUAUAUACAUGUGCACUUGAUAUCAACUUUAUUUAUAAUGAAAUGUGUGAAGAAGGUUAAAUAUAACCAUGUGUUAAGAACCACUAUCAAUUAGCUUUUAUGACGAUCUUUAAAAUUUAUAAUAUAGUUUUGUAAUGGGGAGAAAUUUAAGAACAUGAUUUUUGUUGUGGUA
Molecule: messenger RNA, 1767 nt
Organism: Cucumis sativus (cucumber)
Lineage: Eukaryota; Viridiplantae; Streptophyta; Magnoliopsida; Cucurbitales; Cucurbitaceae
Product: beta-amyrin 11-oxidase
Exons: 8
Coding region: 77-1546 (489 amino acids)
Biological process (GO): brassinosteroid biosynthetic process; multicellular organism development; brassinosteroid homeostasis
Cellular component (GO): endoplasmic reticulum
Molecular function (GO): ent-kaurenoic acid monooxygenase activity; heme binding; iron ion binding
Source: RefSeq, a predicted model, not a curated record